GCCCCCAGCCCCUCCCCGCCCCAGCACUCCCUCUCUCUUCUCCACUAUGGACAGAGCCUCCACGGAGCAGCUGCCUGCCCACUACAGACCCAGCUGACAUGGGGACUGUCAGAGCAACUCGGCUGUGCUGGGUGAUCCUCGGCUUCCUCCUAGUCCAAGGCCACAACUCCCAGCCCACCACAACACAGCCCUCUAGCCUUCAGGGAGCCUUCAGUCUAAGUCUGACCACAGAGUCAACUCCCAACACAGAAGACAGUGCUUCCUCAGAGCCCAGUAGCCCAAGGUCUCUGUCCAGCGCCAGUGCCCCAGCCACUCCAGGGAAGGCCUCACAGGUCCCCACACCUGUGACGCCGAGGUCAAGCACCAUAGAUGGUCACUUCCAGAGCUUGCCAGGCCUGACUCUGUCCCAGCCACAGCAACACAUAUCAGCCCUCGACACUUCUCAAAAUGUUACCACCAAAUCAGCCACCAUGAGCCUGAGGACCAGAGGAGACUCCACCAUCCUGCCCAGCCCUACGUCAGAGACGGUGCUCACCGUGGCUGCAUUUGGUGUUAUCAGCUUCAUUGUCAUCCUGGUGGUGGUUGUGAUCAUCCUGGUCAGCAUGGUCAGUCUAAGGUUUAAGUGUCGGAAGAAUAAGGAACCUGAAGAUCCCCAGAAGCCUGGGAGUUCCGGGCUAUCUGAAAGCUGCUCCACAGCCAAUGGAGAGAAAGAUAGCAUCACCCUCAUCUCCAUGAAGAAUAUCAACAUGAAUAACAGCAAAGGGUGCCGCUCAGCAGAGAAGGUUCUUUAAAAGCAACCUUGGGUCCCUAUGAGACCGAAGAUGAUGCAGCUGCCCUGUGACUGUAAGGAGGAAGGCAAUGGGAUCAAUAGAGGCAAUAAACCACAUAAAUUAUUUUUUUGCUUCACAUCUCCUCCAUACUACAUUACUGCAGAUCUAAAGGAUACUGACGUUCCUUCAGACUUAGGAGCAAGCUACCAACACAAAAGCCUCUCUCCCACAUGGACAGACAGCCACUCUAGGAACACGGCCAGCUCCUCCCACCUUCUCAAUGUCAUAGGAAGGGGAAGUCUGUAGAGCAAAAGCAAGGAAAAUGACAAAGUGGCUUGGUCCAUUCUACUUGGCAUUAAAAUUAUUUUCUGGCCUGCAGUCUCAUUUCUUUUAAGAUCUAUGCUCCCAUGCACAUUUCUUAACAGAACAUUCUAGCAGCUCUGGGGCCUCCUUUUCUAGGCAAGGCAUGUAUGCAAGUUUCUGCCCCUGCGGGGAACUCUCUGAGAGACCUGGGAGGUAGAGAGAACUUUUGUCAGGCCUGCCUCUGUCCGUCUAGUUUACUGAGUAUGGGGAUGAAGUGACUGACUAGCCUAGCCACUCUAACAGAGGGGCGAGAAGAGGAGCUGUAGCCAGUGAGCAAUCGUCAGAGAUGGCUAGAGAAAUCUAAAUCUGUAGAGAAAUACUAAAUCUGGAGAGUGAGAACAUGGGAGACACAACAGCGUUCUGACUAGGAAACGCCGGUGGUAUGAGCUGAAUACUAAAAGGGCAAAUGUCCUCCGCCUGCCCCAGGGCAGACCUCCCUCACUGUGGUUCUGGCUGUGGGAACAACACUGGGAAGGUCUGGGGCGAAGACAGGUCUGUGACUUUAUACAGCAAAACCCACCCUCUUUACUCCAUACAGCUUUAUCUUUGUGUCCUAAAAAUAAAGGAUAACAAAUAAUGUAAAGUCAUUUAAACAGAAGGAGGAAAAGAAAGCAAUUAUCUGUUUUCUUAGUAAUCUGUGUUUGAAAAUAAUUCUUGGGAAGAGUCGACGGGAGAGUCGUCUGUGUAUGUUUGCAGGCAGCCUUCAACUCUGUGUAAGCAUCUGCUCGUUGGCGGUUUAAAACAGAGGGAGGACAGGGAUUACCCAUUCUGAAGCCAAAAUAGGCUCUUUUCUUCUGGAUUUAGACUCCUCAAGGUGAUAUGAGAGAGAAAGCCUAGAACAAAAAGUUUCAUUUUCUCUGUGUUGCUAAAACAAUUCACGUGCACUAAAGAAACAGCGGAUUCUAAAAUCCUCGGGGCAGCGCCUGCAGCCUGCUCACAUCUGCAGCUCUCCUGCGGCUCGUUGGGCCCAGCAUGUCAGAGGUCGUGAACACCGGCUCUUGAGUGCAGGAAGACUAGUCACAAGGUUGGGCUUUGCCACAGAUGCACAGCUCAACAUUGGAGAAAUCAGCCCCCAUCAUGGAUCCUGUUUGCUUUAAAAGUGAGGUGGCUGGACUACUUGCCUCUACUGACUUUUCUGAUCCUUAUGUUCUAAAGUCCUGUGAAUUCUCAAAGUAGGAAAAAACAAUCUUUUCAGUAGAUAUGUCUCUGAGUGGGAGCCAGAGACAAGUCUUAGGUAAUUCUGGGCAAGUCUUUUACAUCCCCUGUACCUAGAUUUCCCUUUGUAUUCACAUGUACAAAGGAGAGAAUGAACCUACCUGGCCCUGUCUACCUCAUGGCCCUAUAAAAUGGGGUGGUAAAUGUGGAGAUACCUGGGAAGCACUAGUUGACAACUGCAGCAGAAAAACAUGGUGUGCCACUUGUGUCUAGGUCCCCCACUUCAGGAUCAUGGCACUCGUUCCCCCACUGCUGGAAGUGUUGGCUGCUAAGGGCUCACAGCUGGUUGAUGACUGGUUGAUGGGAAUGGGUGUGGGGAUGAAGACCUGGACCCCUUGUCUCAACUUCUGCCCCAAUCCUCUCCCCUUACGCCUCAGAGAUGCUCCCGGAGGCACUCACCAAUAAAAUGUCAGCAUGCAA
Molecule: messenger RNA, 2768 nt
Organism: Phyllostomus discolor (pale spear-nosed bat)
Lineage: Eukaryota; Metazoa; Chordata; Mammalia; Chiroptera; Phyllostomidae
Gene: ECSCR
Product: endothelial cell surface expressed chemotaxis and apoptosis regulator
Exons: 10
Coding region: 99-791 (230 amino acids)
Biological process (GO): negative regulation of angiogenesis; positive regulation of proteasomal protein catabolic process; positive regulation of endothelial cell apoptotic process
Cellular component (GO): cytosol; plasma membrane
Source: RefSeq, a predicted model, not a curated record